AAAGCAUUCCCAGCCUCCUGUUUCUCUGCAUGGCCAGCUACUGUGGAGAGAGUUCUUUACUACUUGUGCCUACAAUAUUCCAAACUUUAACAGAAUGGAGGGAAACCCUGUAUGUCUACAGAUCCCUUGGGAUAAGAAUGAUGAAUAUCKGAAGGCUUGGGAAGAGGUAUGUUGGAAAUGAAAAUAUUGGUAAUCAUGGGUGGUAUAUGCUGCUGACUAGUGUGCCACCUUACACAGGUGUGGUCAUGGGUUCCAUCCUUAGACUCUCCAUCAUAUGUGAAUGUGCUUUGAGGGUUUCCUGAGGUAACACACCCCUAUAUUUGCUAUACGGGUACGUGCCACCAAACAGGGUAUGGUUUUCAAUGAUUCUACUCUGGAACAGAGUAUAUAAAAUCACACUCGCUCUGGGACAGGGUAUAUGAAAUCACACUCUCUCCCCUCUGGAACAUGAUAUCUAUUUUCGCAAGUACCGGAAAAGGUUUUUUAAUAUGUGAUUCUUCUACGUCAUCGUCCUGAGGGAUCAUGUGAGAUUGCAGUGCGCAUGCGUACUUCAGUGCGGUAUGAGCUGUCGUACUUAGUCGUUGAAGCUUUUGGCCAAGCUGAAUUUUCUGAAAUUUCUUCCUUCCCACCGAUAGUUUUAACGUUCUCAAUACCUAAGCUUGCUUCGUAGGAGCAUAAUCUACAGUGUUUUCAGAGGACAAGCAAAAAUUUUGCAGUGAAAAUCGAAGAUUUUCCAAGACACGUGCAAGGAAGAGCACAAUCGAAUCGGUGGCGUGAAACCUCCAAAUUUAAGGCCUUAAAGCCUCUGUGAGAGGGAAAAACAUGCCUGAAACAAAGCAGCCAGAUAAAAAAGGCAAAUCAGAGGCUGGGAGUGUUUCUAACAAGAACAAUGGUGAGAAUACAAGACAAAGAAAACAUGCCCAGAUGCCCGCYGUGUCGCCAGAGACAAACGACUCUGAUCCAGUGGUGAAGGCGGGAAUUCAGACAGCAACAACCGUCCGGGCGAAUCCAGACAACAUGGAGRGACAGAGCGAACUCCUACAAUUUGGAUCGAUGGUAUCCAAAUCAAUUCUGGAUUUAAAAAAUACCAUUGUUGACAAUUUUGCUCAACUCAAUAACACAUUGACUCAGUCUGAAUGGACCUCAGAAUACGAGGACAAUGUGGAAGAAGGCUACUCGGGCGAUGACAACGAGUCAGGAACAAGCGCCAGAGAUGGAGAUCAGGAGAAUCCUGACGAACCACCACAUAAAAAGAGUAGGUCCAACGAAACAUCUAAUGACGCUAAAGAGACCACUAGCAAAYGUAAGGUCUUGAGCACAAUUGCUGAAAAAUUGCAAUUGCAAGAAAAAGUCGAUCCAGACAUUGAUGCAGAAUUGUCAAGCAUGAUAAACACCUUGAUGUUUAAAAAAGAAAAACCUGAUGAGGACAAACUCAAAGAAAAGCUAGAUCUUAUUGUAAGACCUGCAAACUGCACCUCCCUUGUUACAACUAAAGUGGAUGAACUAAUUUGGCAGAGGCUAAGACCACAGACUCGCUCUUUCGACUCAAGAGCUCAGGUGGCCCAGACUUGUGUGGUGAAAUCUGUGACACUCCUAGCAAAAAUGCUGGAUAAAGCAUUAACUCUUAAAGACAAGCUCCCUGAGUUGCUCAAACCAGGAAUUAAUGACAAUCCAGAAGAUGCACUUCAGAGGGAACUAGAUACACUCAUCAAGGAUGGAGUGGACACCCUUGAAGUUAUGAGUUUUGCUAAUUAUGAGAUUAAUGCUCGUCGCAGAGAAUACAUAAAACCAGAUUUAAAUAAAGAGUACACUUCACUAUUCUCUGCAUCAGUGCCCAUCAACCAGUUUCUGUUUGGUGGGGAUACAUCAAAACGACUUGAGGAUAUAGAUAAAACUAACAGAGUUGUAAAGAAAGCCAUGGGACAGAAUACCUACAACAGGCCUCGCCAAUAUAGAAAUGCCAACAACUCAGGCAGAAAAAGAGGUCGGGGUCAACGACCUAACAACCAAAGACAAGGUUAUACACAGCGCCAUUUUUUAGGAAAAAAUUCCUCCCCCUCAGAAAGCACAUAUCGAAGGCCACAAAGAGGAGGGAGGGGCAGAGAGCCCAAGAACUAAUGGCAAUACCAACCAACACAAAUCAAAGCAAAGAGAUGCCUGCAAAAGAUCUCAGUGGAAGAGGCAGAGGGUGUGAUGAUAGUACCAGUAUGGCCCACUCAGACCUAUUACCCCAGGAUAAUGUCCAUGGUGAUUCAACCACCAAGGCUUCUUCCAAAGAAAGAGAACUUAC
Messenger RNA from Actinia tenebrosa (Australian red waratah sea anemone), 2290 nucleotides. RefSeq lists its product as uncharacterized. NCBI's taxonomy places the organism in Eukaryota, Metazoa, Cnidaria, Anthozoa, Actiniaria, Actiniidae. The record is from RefSeq and is a predicted model, not a curated record.